This is a messenger RNA of Mytilus trossulus (common blue mussel), 5835 nucleotides long. RefSeq names its product protein FAM76B-like. The transcript is spliced from 9 exons. The record is from RefSeq and is a predicted model, not a curated record. Gene Ontology annotation, cellular component: nuclear speck. The coding region runs from base 73 to 1287 and encodes 404 amino acids. NCBI's taxonomy places the organism in Eukaryota, Metazoa, Mollusca, Bivalvia, Mytilida, Mytilidae.
UUAUUUGCACUUCCGCCAACUUGAAGGAGCACUGAUGACUAAAUUUUACCCUUAAAUUGAUAUAUAUUUGAAAUGGCUGCAUUAUUUGCUUGUACAAAGUGUCAUAGGAGACACCCUUUUGACGAAUUAUCUUCAGCUGAACAAUUGUGCAAAGAAUGCAGAAAUUACUACCCCAUAGUAAAAUGUACUUAUUGUAGAAUUGAAUUCCAACAGGAAGACAAAACCAGUACAAAUUCUAUCUGCAAGAAGUGUGCUCAGAAUGUCAAACUGUAUGGAAAGCCAUCAGCCUGUGAAUAUUGCAAUAUUCUUGCUGCAUUUAUUGGAAACAAAUGUCAGAGAUGUACUAACUCGGAGAGGAAAUGGGGUGCUCCGAAAACAUGUGAACAAUGUAAACAGAAAUGUGCAUUUGAAAGAACAGACAACUCAACUAAAGUUGAUGGAAAAUUAAUGUGUUGGUUGUGUACAGUAGCCUAUAAAAGAGUGCUGGCUAAAGCUAAGAUACGACAGGAAGUAUCAAGAAAGAACUUUGGGUCUCAAAAAAAGUCAUCAGAAAAAUCAGAAAAAUCGGAAAAAUCAGAACAAAUUGACAAAUUUGAUAGUAUAAUGAACAAAACUACAGACGAAAACAAGCCAGGGCCUAAAACUGAAAAUACAAGUAGUUCUGUUACUGAGAAUCAGGAGAGUACUGGAAGUCAGGAUGAAAAAUCUAGUGAAAGGAAGCCUCAUAAACAUCAUAAACACAAACAUCAUCACCAUCACCACCACCACAAACAUAAACACCACCACAGUCAAAAAUCAAGUGAACCAAAUACUCCUACAACAGCAGCAGCAGCACAAACUCCACCUUCUAAGAAACCUCGGUUAGAGACAAACUCAUCAACUAAUGGUGUUACACCAACAAAAAGUGGAAGUAGUUUGUCCUCAAUAACGGGGUUGAAUAUGAGUAGUUUGACAGAGCGCCCCACUGAGGACCCCCACAGCUCAGAACAUCUGAUAGCUUUACAGCUUCUACAAGAACAGAUGGAAGGAUUGAAGAAAACACUACAACAAAAAGAACAACAGCUUCUGGAAAAAGAAAAAAAGCUAACAGAACUGAAGGCUCAGAAUUAUGAAUCUGAGAAAGAAUGGAGAAUAAAAUUUACAAAUGUACAGAAAAAACUUACUGAGACAAAUGAGAACAAUCAGAUCAAAGUACGGGAGUUAAUGAAACAGAUAUCAACAUUAUCUAAAGGGGGGAAGAAGCUAAAAGGAUAUGACAGUCCUGUCCCAAGUCCUUUAGCAUUUUAGAACUGAUAAAAAGUGGUCCGCUAGAAUUACAGGACUGGUCAAAGACAGUCUAUUUGGAACUAUAGGACCGAUAUAAGACGGUCCCUAAGAAUUAUAUGACUGAUAUAAGACAGUCCGGUCCCUUAGAUUUAUAGGACUGAUAUAUGUUAUUAGAACUUCCCAGCAAUCUCAACAAAGGCUUAUGUCUUUGUAACAUCAGAAAUGAUUCAUAUGUUAACCUUUCAAGAGAUCAAUUCUAUGUUGAUACUGUGGGUUCAUCAUUAUAUCUGUGGUACUUUGCCUGCAUGAUCUUGUAAGUAAUCAUGAACCACCAAUUCAAAUAAGUAAUCAUGAACCACCAAUUCAAAUAAGUAAUCAUGAACCACCAAUUCAAAUAAGUAAUCAUGAACCACAAAUUCAAAUAAGUAAUCAUGAACCACCAAUUCAAAUGAACAACAGAGUACCAUUUUUAGAAUACGAUAUUUCCUGAUUCCACAAUAAUUUGUACCCUUGAUUGAAUCCACAGUAUUUUAUCAAAAGUGAUUAAAAAAAAAAAUAAGUGUUAAAGUAAAAAUUAUUCAAGCAAAACUCUUGUAUUUCAAGUUUUAGUUACUUGAUUCAUUUAUCAGAAGUGAUUGAAAAAGUGUAAAAGUUAAAAUCGUUCAUGCAGAACUGUUGUUAUUCAAAGUAAGUCUAAGUUACUUGAUUCUAGCUGUUUCAGUUGGGCAGUACUAUCAUUUUCAACACUUCCCAAUGGUUUAAUUAACCCUUUCCUCCAUGGAAAUAUUUUUUUUGCAUACUUGAUUCGCAUAGGAUUUUUCAAUAAAAUGCAGAAAAUAUGCUUUAAAUAAUAAAAAGGCAUUGCAAAAAAUAAAUUUUUCAUCAAAUAAAUUCAAGUCAGAUAUUCUUGUGAAUAUCCUUUUCAUAUUGGAUACAAAUUUGAUUAAGUCUGAUGCAGACAUUUUGUAGUCAAAGCAUUUCAACUAAGGUACUACACAGGCGUCAAAAGGCGUCAUAAUGGAGGAAAGGGUUUUGAUAAUAUAUGCAUAGAAUUGAUCAGUUGUAAGAAGAUUGGUCAACAUUGGAAUGAUUUCUGGUGUAAAUAUAAUGUUUUUAUCCUUGUAAAGUAGAAUUUUAUGUAUUUAUAUGUACAAUUUUAAAUAUUUAUAUUUUAUACUGAAUUUUAUCUAUUAUAAUGUAUGUAAGAAGUGAUUUUAAAUGCAAAGGAAUUUUUAUUUUAACUGUUAAAAUUGAAAGUAGAAAAGUGUAUAUUCUGUAAAAUGGCUGUCUACUAUAUAUAUACAUAAACAGGACCACAAGAAACAAAUGUUUUCCUCAUGCAUUGAAUUAUCAUUUAAUUUAUGAGAAACUUAAUGUAGUCACCAUUAUUUGAUGUUAAUCCUUGGUUGAAAUCAAGCUUCUUUUUUCUGCUGAAAUAAUUUCCAAUAAUAAAUCAAAAGAAGGAAUUAAUCUGGUCAUUUUCUAAAUAUAGAAAAAGAAAGUUAAAGCACAAAUUUUAAAGCAUAAUUCAUAAAACUCUUGAAUUAAGUGCAUCAUAGGUACACCAAACUAGCCUGUUGAGCUUUUUACCAAAAUACAAAAUAUUGACAAUACAAUACAUGCACACAAAUCAAGCAUAAUAUUUAGUCAAAUGUAAGCAGUAUUGAACGAGACAAAAUUUGAACAUAGCAAAUAAUAAUCAGUGAUAGAACACAAACAUAUGAAAACUAAUAAUAGCUGAACAUUCAAACAUAGUGGACAGAGAUAAGGAAACGAAUUAUGGAUGUAGAGCAUGAUCCUUCAAGACCUACAGGAAACUAACAGUUUGGCCAAAUUUUCAUAAAAUAACUAUCAAUGGGGGAUAGAAAAAAAUGUUUUUUGAGAAUUAAAAACCCCAAUUUUUUUAUUUUUGCAUUUUCAUUGCAUCCCUUGUUUUGUGGAUUUCUGUAUAUGGUUAAAUACAAAUUUUAUGUUUUAACAAAAUAAAAGUUUUCUAUAGACUGUUUAGCUGACUUUAGAAAAGCAAUGAAUCUAAAUAUCCACAAAAACUGUUUUUUUUUAUCUUUGAAAAAUAAAUGAAUCUACAGUAUUUUACUUUGUGUUCUAGUGUUCAUUAAAAUGUGUUCAGAGUUAAAAUUGUAGAUGAAAGAAGGUUGUCUGUUUUUUUUUUUUUAAAUUAUGAGUAUGGGUGUGUCCCAAUCCUAUGUUUUAAAAAAAAUUGUAAAAAAUCUCCAUGUUCCACCAAUUUUUCCAAAAAUAUUUUUAAUUCUGUGUUUGUGAGUUAUUGUGAGAAAGUUUUAUUUUGACCAUUUGUGAGCUUAGCCUUAUUUAUAUAUACCUCAGUAUUUAUCAUCAACUUUAUUGUCAGCCCUAGGUUAAUUGUUUAGACAAAACUGUUGUUACAUUUUCUUUGAAUCUCUUUUAUAAAUUUUGUUAGUUUGUUUCUAGCUAUAAACUUUAUUACGAAUUAUUAGAUUGAUUGGGUUUUUUUCUUCGAUUGAUGCAAUUUAAGAUAGAAUUAUUUCUCUUUGGUUGCCAUGGUAGCCAUCUAUGUGGACUAAUGCCUUUGUUAAUUAACAAAAUUCAACUUGUUAUACUGAUUGCUGGACUUCUGAAAACCUUGUUGUCUGGUGUUUUUAUUUCUUUAAAACUGCUUUAUUCAUCACUAGGAUCUAGUAAGUAUAGAUUAUCGGGUUUUCUACACAUUGAUAUCGUAAAAUAUCAUGCGUGAGCCACAAUGUGAACUGUUUUGGCGAGUCAGCGUAGCAAACGAGCUAAAAAGUUUCUAUUGUGUCCAGCGGCUGAUAUUACUGAUAUUGAUACGAAGAAAACCCUGAUUAUCUGUUUAUCGUUCUAUUACUGCUCUUUUUCUAUUUCCCGAGGACAGUUUUACACUUGACAAAAGCAAGCUUGAUAACGUCUCCUCUCGCAUUGUGAAGUCGCUAAUAACUUCUCCUCUCACAUUGUGACGUCGCUGAUAAUGCCUGUUCUCAUUUUGAAGUCUUGAUACGAGAAUUACUGAGAGACAGAGCAGGGUGAUAUAGGCGUAGGGAAGGACGAUAAAUAUAUCUUAUUAGUCUUAUGUGUGGGAAUGUAAUUCUGUAAAACUUAAUCCCUAUGGUCCAUGUUAAUCAAACGGACCACUAUUAUAUUGUAUGAAUGUAUCAAGAGUGAUGGUUAGCAAUAGGUUCUACUUAGUUAUUUUACUAUAUUUACAUAUCUUUAUCAUGUUCUGUUGCUAAGUAACAGAAAUUUUAAUCCAGUUCAAGUUUUAUUAUAAUUUUAGAAUACAUUAUUGGUAUUUAUUCAUUUUAAUUGUAUAGUAAAUGUUAUAUUAGGUUUUAAAUAAGUUACAAAAAAUAAAGUGCUAUAAUAAAGUCUCUAUUUUAUGUUUUAAAAAGUGGCAAAAUAUUUAAUGUAAUAUUUAAGGCUAGAUUGUUUGUUGCAACAUUUUAAAUCUUAUUUACAGAUUUCCAAGCUAUUUGAUUUAUUUCUUCAUACAGAUUAAAUGUAAUGGCUAAAGUAAUAAUUUGUUUGCUAUGAUUUUAUCAUUGUGAAAAAAUUAUGACUGAAUAGUUUUCAACUACAAAAUAGAUUUACAAUUUUGAUAUCAUGUUCUGUAAUUGUAUAACUUAAUCUUAGCACUUUUGUCCAUUGUGCAACAGUCUUCAUAUUAAAUACACUGAAGAAAUUUUGUAUACACAGUAUAAUAAAUAAAUAGAUGAAACUAUAAAAUUCUGAUGUCUGAUACUUCUAUCUGUAUGCAGAUUUUCCUGAAAUUACAAAAAAUAAUUGUGCAUUUUGUGUCCAUUUUUCUAAAUUUGCAAUAGUUUCUGAUUUUACAUUCAUGGUUUACCCAUGUUUGAUUAUUGAUUUUGUUCAUGUUCCAUCAAAUGUCACUUUUAUCAAAUUUUUUUCUUCAGUUGCUUCCCCUUAGAUCUGAUUUUCAAGAUAAUAUGUGGUUUAAAUAAUUCAGCUUUCCAAGUCAUAAAUAUCAAUUGUGAAAAAUUUGAUUCCUCGUUUUCUUUCAUGAAUGCUUCAUACGUCAAGUGCAAUCACAUCAUUCAUGUAUGAAUUAUUAAAAGGUGACAUAAUCCCAAAUGUGCAAGUUAAAAUGAAUUCUGUACCCUAAUAGUAGGAAACUUAAGCAAGCGUUGUAUUUUCACUAUACUUGCUGUAGCCGUUUUAAUAAAAAUUUUACCUGGUGUGAAUAUUUCAAUGUAGAUUUGAAUGUCUUGUACAAGACCACAAACCCAAACAAAAAACAUUGGUAAGAUUGAAGUGCCCAAUCCAUGAACAAAGUUUGACGCAAACUAAUCUGGUACCAGCUGCCUGGUACAGUAAAAUGUUGAUGACACUAUAUUGACAAUAUGUAAAUAAUGUUAGUUCAUAUGCCAGUACAUUUUAUCUAAGUGUUCCUUCAAUUGUUGAUAAUGUAUUAUUGAAUUAUUUUUUUACCAUGUUCAUAUUUUGUUUUAAAUGUUUGACAUUUUAACGUCUCAUUAUAAGAUUCUUUGUAUUUCUAGUUUAGUUGUAUCAAUGAACAAGUAAAUAAAUGUGAUAAAAGUG